AUGGGCAGCAUCCUCUACGACGUGAGGGAGUACGAGCACGCCCUCUUCGUUCUGGGCCGAGUUGCCGAUGGCGGAGCCAAGGGCGUCUCCUGCUGCGUCCUAUCGAACUCGAAUAAGCUGCUUGGUCGCAUCUACUUCAAGUACAACAUGUACGAGACAGCGAUAGAGCACUUUCGUGCUGCAUUGCACGAGUGUGGUGAGGCUGACUACGAUGCUCUUCUCUACCUGGCUGAGAUGUACAAGAAGAUGAAUGAUUUGAGUAACACGGUUGAAUGCUACCAGGAAUACUUGAGAAGGAGUAUUGGGAAGAAUAAUGGGAAGAAUAGUGAAAAGAAUAGUGAAAAGAAUAGUGAAAAGAAUAGUGAAAAGAAUAGUGAAAAGAAUAGUGAAAAGAAUAGUGAGAAUAGGCAAAGAAUACAGGAAUACUUAGAAGAGUGUAGUGGUAGUGGUAGUAGGGUGGUAUAG
Enterospora canceri is the source of this 465-nucleotide messenger RNA. NCBI's taxonomy places the organism in Eukaryota, Fungi, Microsporidia, Enterocytozoonidae. The record is from the annotation of a GenBank genome assembly.